Bathycoccus prasinos is the source of this 1263-nucleotide messenger RNA. RefSeq lists its product with no specific name. NCBI's taxonomy places the organism in Eukaryota, Viridiplantae, Chlorophyta, Mamiellophyceae, Mamiellales, Bathycoccaceae. The transcript has a single exon. The record is from RefSeq and is a predicted model, not a curated record. The coding region runs from base 1 to 1263 and encodes 420 amino acids.
AUGUACUUAUGUGCUUACGUUCGUCUCGUGUUAUUAUAUAUACGGAAGAAUCGCGACAACUUAAGCACCGGUUUUUUUUUUUUUACGACGCGAGUGUGGGUGGUGGUGCCUCAGUCAAUAUUAACAAUUCCUAAAGACAGUUGGUGCCGUGUAUUGCGAGAAUUUAGAUGUUUGUUCGUCAAUGACUUGUCCACCAAUGAGGAGUUCGACUUUGGAAAUCGCCGCGAGGAAAAGAUUAUUCAAGAAAGUAUGCUCGUGGUGUGCUCGUGGUGUGCUAAUAUUUUUAAUGAAGAUGCAGACUCGUCGAGUUCUGUUUAUAUUUUUUAUCUCGUCUUUUACUUCAUUUUUCCCUCACACAAAAUCAUCAUCAUGAGAACGUGCUGCGUCUCUCCUUCUCGAGCGCAAAUAACAGACGCUCGAGUAUUCGUGCUGUCCUCGAGGAGACGCUCGUCUUCUUGUGUUUCUUGUUCUUCCUCUUCUUCGUUGAAUAAUAAACCCCGUCGAUACUCAUCAUCAUCAACAUCAUCAUCAAAAACCGCAUUACGAGCGCACGGACGAAAGAAAGGCGAAAGUAUUCCGGAGGAGUUCGAGGUCCAAAAGCUCGCGAAUACGGUGGCAAAACUCUUGCGAGGGGUCAACGUCGUCGCAGUUGGCGAAAAUGAAAAAGCGAAUCAUCAGUUGAGCGAGUUGUUGGCGCCAUUGUUGGCGUAUUCUCCGAUGUCGGUGCCAGAGUUGAUUCGAGGGAUAUCGGACGGGAAAUCGAGGGAAGAUAUCGCUCGUUUGGAAGGCGACGCGGAGGCGCUGAUGGUGGAGAAUUCCGUGCACGAACAACUGUCACAGUUUCUGAGAGUUUCGUUGGCGACGUGCGGUGCGAACGGUGUCGGGGCGUUAGCCAGAGGCGACUGUUGGGCGUGGAUAUUCGGGAUGAUUACCAUAUGGGUGGACGACGAAGAGUCGGCGAAAUUGAGCGAAGAGAACCCGGAGAGGUUUCCGCAGCGGGAGGCGUACGAGUUGGCGGAUAUUCGGGUGGUUUUGAAAGGAAAGGAGUUGAACGAAGAGGAAAAGGGGAAGACGGUUCGGGCGGUGUUGGAAGGCGUGAAAGCUUUGGUCGAUAACGACGAACAUUUUGCCGGCAAGAAGAGUUUGUAUACCAGGAUGGGAUGUCGAGGCGAUUGGCCGAUAUUGCAAGCGCCUGAGUGGGAUGGAACUUCAGAGACCUUCUCGGAGAACGGGUUGAGUGGCGAAGAGAAAAGUAGCGUUUAG